This is a messenger RNA of Pochonia chlamydosporia 170, 2820 nucleotides long. RefSeq names its product autophagy protein Atg13. NCBI's taxonomy places the organism in Eukaryota, Fungi, Ascomycota, Sordariomycetes, Hypocreales, Clavicipitaceae. Gene Ontology annotation, biological process: protein localization to phagophore assembly site; mitophagy; piecemeal microautophagy of the nucleus. Gene Ontology annotation, cellular component: cytosol; Atg1/ULK1 kinase complex; phagophore assembly site. The record is from RefSeq and is a predicted model, not a curated record. Bases 1 to 2820 code for a protein of 939 amino acids. The transcript has 3 exons.
AUGCAUCAGCAGGCGAGACAGCCGCCCAGGCUGUCCGUAUCGCCAGCGUCAUCGCCGCAGAUCAACCAAAUCAGCCAGAUCCGAUCCAACACCACCAGAGAUGCCGCACAAAACAACCGCCAACGAGCCGGCUCCAAUGUCUCUGGGAGAGAUCCCGUGUCAUCCCCGACCGUAGAAAAUCAUCCUACCAUGGGUCCUCCGGCGGAUUCCAUCAAGAAGCUGGAUCAGAUCGUCCAGAACUUCUUCAACAAAGCCGCCGUUCUGAUUCUCGAGUCCAGAAUGAGAGUGAAGCCUACACGUAAUGCAAACGGACAGAGGAAGACGAAUAAAUGGUUUCAAAUAGAGACGGACGAAUUAGACGACUUCAGAGACGAUCUCAAGAUUUGGAAAACAUGCGGAAGCUUGGAACAUCACCCACCACCUUUAAUAAUUGAGGUUUAUCUGGAUACGUCCAGCCUCAAAGAGAGCCAAAGUCUUGUCAUUCUUGAUGACGAAGGCAAGCGUUGGGAUGUAAUGGAACAACUAAACUCAUCCGAAUCCUCAAGUGGCAGUUAUCACACUGCCCCAACAUCAAGAAAUGCAGAAGUCAUACUCGAGCGAUGGCGUAUCGAUCUGAAGACAACCGGAACUGUUCCCACCGAGGACUUUGGUCCAAUCCUGCCCACAAUCUACAAGAAGGCUAUUGUCUUCUUUCGAUCUCUGUUCAUCACAACCAAGCUCCUGCCAGCUUGGAAAUUCGCCAGCCAAGGUCCAGCAAAGUCUUCGCAUCCUGCCCUCACUCCCCGAUGCCGUAUUCGUACAAGCGAGCCAGGCAGGUUAGCUACGGAUUUACUGAAGCAGCCAAUCGAUGGUCGACGGGACCCUGUUACUGAAUAUGUGUUUGGGGAUCUUGAUGUACCCGUUGGGCGACUUAGCACAGCCGUCACAUAUCGCAAUGACUGCAGCUUCCGCAUUGACGAUGCCGAGUCAUUACUAAGUUCUCGCUUUAUGGGAGUUGAUGAGAAUUUCUUCAAACCUUCAGUUCCCCAGAGGACUGACCGACCGCAUGGUCAGAUUGCAGAAGUUGGGUCACUCCGUGACCAUCGUCGUGGCACUGCACUGAGCGACCUUCACCAAACCUAUGGCAGCUUGUCAACAUUCCACGGUGAUGGCCCACUGGGAACAAGCCCCCUAUCAGCACUGAGAUCCGUCAAACCCCCUGGCUCAGAUACUAGCUCUCCGCCUUCAUCUUUCCCAACAAACACUGGUGUUGAAGUCGCCCCUAGUUCCAUGCCCAUUUCAAGUCGAGUGCCAGCACCUCGUCCGGUUACCAGUCGGCCCGGUGAGAGCUCAAGCAGGCGGACUUCAAUAUCGUUCCAACCCUUUAAAGCUGGAUCCCUCUCCGGAUCACCGGUUCCACGACAUUUGGAGCCCGAAUCUCCUUCAUAUGCACACUCACAAACACGCCCUGUCAGCUUCCCAGUAAGCUCACAACCUCGCAGCAGAAGUUCACUGACGGCAGGGAUGCCCGCCUCCCUUCGUGGCGGGCCACCCUCCACGUCUGUUGAAACACCAACGGUUGGUUCGCCUCGUCCAGCGUCCACCGGCCGUUAUAGCAGCAGUUUCACGCAUCGACGAGGGCGUCCGUCCUUGGGCCGAGCCGGUGACGACGAACAAAAUAGUAGCGGACGACAGAGCCUCGCCUCUUCGGUAGCACAACCGGGGUCAGGUUUACUGGCGGAAACUGGAGGUAGUUCUGGAUCAUUACACGUGGAGGAGGAUGAUAUCUCGGACUUUUUGAAAGCUCUGGAUAGCCGUAAAACUCUCAAGAGCUUUGAGCCGGCCAAACGUGGUGAAUCGGCGACGAAUCGAACGGUGGCCCAGCUGUCCAAGUUUCACUUGAUGCGAGACUCGAAUAACGCACUGACAGAGUCCAUGACCUCGUCAAUGCAAAUGCAACGGUCUUCCAGCUCCUCAAGCCGGCAACUAACAAGCGUUCCUGGCAUGGUUGCCCCGGCUUCCAUGUCUGCCUCCUCUUCUCCUGGCAAGCCCGUGUCCCCCCACACACCCCAUACGCCCGCGAUUCCAUCUCGGUUAAGCGAGAACUCAAUAAUCGACUACACUGCUACCGGAAGAAUAUCAUCUAGAGGUGGCCGCCGGCAAGAACCUACAGUACCAGAACCAAGCAGAGAAAGUACCAUUACGCAGGAGGGUACAACUGCUAUUGAUAUACCAUUGUCGCCACGCCUGGGUUCGUAUCAAAGGCGCUCAAGCUCCGCAGCUCAACAGACUCGGGCAAUGGUUGAGGAUGACGACACAGACUUGGCAUUUGCUGGCGCGCAUCGCAGCAUCAGUCUUGGAGCUGACGACAGAGAACCCCCUACCAUGAGCAUCUUACUGGGCCGACAGAUGCAAAUGGAGGAAGAGUCGGCAGGUGGUGAGGGCAUCACAAGUAGCCUGCAACCGGCAGCCGAGAUUCAGCCGUCAGAUGCGUCGACAUCGGAUGUUAUGCAACGUGGCUCCAAUGACGACAAUCUCCCGGAUGGGUUGAUACCUUCAAGUGCUCAGUCGGGGUCACCAUUCCCAAGACGACGAUAUGCGGGCAUGGGGGCAGCUUCCAAAGCAACACCACCGCAAUCAUCACGGGGUAGCUUUACUGGAUCACUCAGCCGGUUAGGGCGGGCAGAUGAUGAGUCGGUUGGCGAGGAGCCGCUUGUAUUCGACCUAUCGGAAAUGGACGCGCAAGGCAGACGUAGCCUGGAAGAAGGACGUGGAGGAGGCAACGCAAGCAGUGAACGGGGAGCAUUUGAGCCAAGGGGUACAACACGAAGAGGGUGGUAA